Messenger RNA from Yarrowia lipolytica CLIB122, 3087 nucleotides. RefSeq lists its product as uncharacterized. The record is from RefSeq and is a predicted model, not a curated record. Gene Ontology annotation, cellular component: mitochondrial inner membrane. NCBI's taxonomy places the organism in Eukaryota, Fungi, Ascomycota, Dipodascomycetes, Dipodascales. Gene Ontology annotation, molecular function: RNA binding.
AUGGAAGAGAACAAGCAGGAUGGUGAGAAGAAGGAGGAGAGCUCGUCUGGUCCGUCGAAUGAGUCUGUUCUCAAGGAGGCCAAGGAGGUGGCUCAGGAGGGAGCCAAGGAAGAAAAGACUGUUAGCAAGGAGGUUGAUGCAGCCCUCAAGGCUCUUAAGGAAGAUGCCAAAUUGGCUGCCAGUACUGCUGCCGAUAAAGCCGAUCCUUCGUCUCCCGAACAUAUCAAAAAGAAGGAGGAGGAGAAAGCUGAGAAGGCUGAGAUCCAUGACACCGGUGUGAUUGAGACCACAGAGAAGGAGCGUCUUCUGUACUUUGACAAUGUUAUCAUGGCCACUCCGUCCUUCAUGCUGGGCGACCAUUUCCCCUCAUGGUUGCUGAAUCGAUCUGAAGAACGAGUCAAGGAUGUGAUUCGAAAGUAUGCUAUUCCCCCCGGCUUGCGAGUGGACUUCAACUCGGUCAUUCUGAGACCCAAGGAUGGAGGAGCCUUUGUCAGAUAUACUUUGCGAGAACACACGGGAAAGUACGGCACUCCUCGAGAAGCCGAGGCUGCCAUCAUCAACCAGCUUAAGAAGUCUGACUACCGACCGUGGUUCGACCCUUUCCGAACAUGUCGCGUGUUCACAGUCAAAGGUGUGCCCUGGAUUGAGGACCUGAAACGAAUUCCCAACAAGACUCUCAAAAUCUGGUUCGAGGGCCCCACUCUGUCUCAGGAAGAACUGUACUCUCUGUUCCGUCGAUAUGGAUAUAUUGACAAUAUCGUCCCUCCUGAUGCGGCUAGCAAGGACCCCAUUGUGUUUGCCAAGGUGAUCUACUCGUGCAAGGGUUCGUCGACAACCGCCAAGAACUGUCUGAACGGAAUGUCUGUUAACGACAAGACCAUUCUGCACAUUACAUUUGCCGACCAUCGGACCAAGUUGUCGUAUCUGAAGGACUUUAUCGUCAACCAUACGCGUAUCUCCAUUCCCAUUCUGUUGGCUCUGUUAGCAACUGUUUCUCUGUGGAUCUUCGACCCCAUUCGAAAAGAGUCCAUCAAAAGCAAGAUCCAGCCCAUCAUCAACCUCGACAACAACAUCUUCUACGUACAGACUAAGAACAUUCUGAAACCCAUCUGGAGCUGGCUAUGGUCUUGGAUCGUCAUCCAUCCCCGACCCACUGCCAAGAAAGCUGGCACUCAGUUGCACCAGCUGUGGCCCGAACGUUUGUCUGCCAUUGAGGAUGUCAAGCAGUGGCUUCAGGAGAAUGUCAACACCUUCAUUGUCGUUAAUGGUCCUCGAGGUUCUGGAAAACAGGAGCUAGUUAUGGAUUACGUUCUAGCUGACCGGAAGACCAAUGGAGGAGGACGUGGCAAGAUUCUGUCCAUUGACUGUGCCGACCUGGUCAAGGCGCGAAACGACCCCGAGUUUAUCACUACCGCUGCCCAUCAGCUUGGCUACUUCCCAGUGUUCCCCUGGAUGAACAACAUUUCUUCGUUCAUUGAUUUGGCCAUCCAGGGCCUUACUGGUCAGAAGGGUGGUUUUUCGGAGACAACCGAGGCUCAGUUCAAGAGCAUGCUCGGUAUUGCUUCAGCCGCUAUCGCCGACAUUGCUCUGUCCAACCAUAACAAGGAGGAUCAUGCCAAGAACCAAAUUACUAGAAAUAGCGACUAUCUUCAGAGCCAUCCCGAUGCCAAGCCUGUUGUUGUCAUUGAGCACUUUUUGGCCCGAACAGACCGAAACCAGUUUGUGUACAAGCAUCUGGCUGAGUGGGCAGCUUCGUUGAUCCAGUCUAACACUGCCCAUGUCAUCUUCAUCACCUCCGACGUGACUUUCCAGAAGGUGUUGUCGGCUGCUCUACCCAACCAAAUCUUUAAGACGGUGCAUGCAGGAGACGCCUCUGCGCAGUCGGCCCGAGACUUUGUGAAGCAGCAAAUGGACGAGUUCAAGAAGGCGAUUGAGGCUGCUCGUCAUCUGGUUGAGGAGAACAAGCAUCAGAAGGAACGGGUGGAGGCACUGGUGGAUGAGGAGCCCUCCCUUGAAGAGAUGCUUCAGCACCACCGAACCGAGCUAGAAUACGAGCGAGAGAAACGGGAGCGAGAGGGAAAGAUUGACGAUACUCUGGACGAGAUUAUCAAGGAAGAAAAGGUGAUUGAGGAGCGAGAUCGAGCCGAGUGGGACGCCACGUCUGCUGCUCAGCGAGAAGACGAAAAAGUGUCUCCUUUCGAUCCCGAUGAGUCCACUGCUGGCGUCGAGGCCGAGAAGGAAGAGAACAAGACUGACGGUGAUGGAGAGCCUGCUACUAAAGACAAUGGCAAGUCAGACGAACAGAACAAGAACGACACUAUCACCAGCUGGAAGGCUCUGAUUCCCCCUGGAACCGACGAGGCUACACUUGCGGAAAUCCCGAUUCCUGAUCUCACAGAUCUCGACGAAGCUCUCAGUCCUCUGGGAGGCCGAAUGACCGAUCUGCAGGCUUUCAUCCGACGACUCAAGUCAGGGGACACUCCCCGAGAGGCUCUGCGAGGAAUGAUCACUCAGUCCGCUACUGAAAUCGUGCAAAUGUUCCUCAUGAAGGACAAUGCUCAGUGGACCAAGGAACAGGUGUGGUGCCUGAUGAAGAAGGUGUGCAAGGACAGUGGCAACGGCGUGUCCAUUGCCGACCUCAUGGUCACUGAGCCCAUGUUUAAGGGAGCUCUCAAGCCCCAAGGAGAGUCGGGAGAAUCCACUAUCGGAGCUCUCGAACGAAGUGAAAUGGUUACCGUGGUCACUAGAGACGGAAAGCCCACCUACAUCAAGGCAGGCAAGCCUCUGUACCGAGCUGCGUUCCAGUACAUUUUGUCCGACAAAACCUUCUCUGCCAUGAUUGAGACCGGUUUCCUGGAGAGCCAGAUGAAGCUCCAGAACGACAAAAUCGUAAAGUACGAGGAGGAGCUGCGGCUGCUAGCCAAGUUUCCUUCAAAGUGGGGAGACGACGUCAACAUCCGAGUGAGAUACCUAAUUGACAAGAUGGCGGCAUGCCAGCAGAAGAUUCAGAAAUUUGAGAUCCAGCUGGCAGAGACUAAGAAGACCUUUGCCAAGAAUGAACAGCCCAAGAGCUGGUGGAAGUGGUAA